Messenger RNA from Oryzias melastigma (Indian medaka), 4638 nucleotides. It is a transcript of the gene tmtc2b, whose product is annotated as transmembrane O-mannosyltransferase targeting cadherins 2b. The record is from RefSeq and is a predicted model, not a curated record. Gene Ontology annotation, biological process: protein O-linked glycosylation via mannose. Gene Ontology annotation, cellular component: endoplasmic reticulum membrane. The coding region runs from base 846 to 3365 and encodes 839 amino acids. The transcript is spliced from 12 exons. NCBI's taxonomy places the organism in Eukaryota, Metazoa, Chordata, Actinopteri, Beloniformes, Adrianichthyidae. Gene Ontology annotation, molecular function: mannosyltransferase activity; protein binding.
UAUAUUAGUUUCUAAUUGGCAUCUUUGACUUUCUGCCUCCAAUGCGCAUGCGCAGUUUUUAUUUCCUCGCCACAUGCGCUGGUUUGAAUCAGAACCGUCAAGUGCGCAGAGAGUCACAGCGCAGAAGCGGAAGUCAAACAUUUUUUAUUUCAUUUCAAACCCAAAAGCCGUGAAAUUAAAAAUGAAACAGCUGAAAUGGGGACUAUAAAUAAACUGUAAUCAACUUGAAACAAUUAUAAAAGAUUAUUUGAGCUCUUGAAACGAAAUAUAAAUAUUUAUUUGCGAGGAAGUGGUUUAAUAUUCUGGUAGGUUCAAUCUCUAAUCUUCCUAAUUUAGUCCGUUUUAUUUUUUAUUUAGAUGCAUCCAUGUACUAAAAAGUAUUUUUUUUUUUUAUGUUUUUAGAAAAACUUCCUUAAUUUAAUUUUUAAAAAGUCCGGUCUAGAGCUUUAUUUUGAAGAAGUAACCGGAUGUAGCCGUCAUGAGACCGGCGCGCGUGACGCUCGUCUCAUCGCGACUGUCGGAAGCGGCGCUGAGCAUCAGAGCGCUGAUCCGUGUCUGUGGCGGGGAGGCGGGCAGCAUGUUGUCACGGCGCCGCGGAUCGCAGCUCGCAGCCCGGUUCCAGAGGCGCGGAGCCGCCAUGGGUUAGAGAGCGCGCGCGCGGAUGGAUUAUCCACUUUACGCACUCCAGCGAGGAUGACGCGCCGCAGAAGGGACUUGUUUUCGGACACACGCUGACAAAGAAGACGGAGCGAGAGGAGAGACCGCGGCGCUUUCUGCCCUCUUCCUUCUUUUAUUGCUUUUUAUAUUUUUAUUUAUUUGUAUUUUUGGUGCCGCGCGCGACAGAGAUGUUUGCAGAAGUGCUGUGCGGCGCCGUGGCUCUGCUCCUGUAUGUCAACACUCUGGAUGCGGAUUUCUGCUACGAUGACAGCCGUGCAAUCAAGACCAAUCAGGACCUCCUUCCAGAGACCCCCUGGACAAACAUCUUUUACGACGACUUCUGGGGCACCCUCCUCACACACAGUGGCAGCCAUAAGUCUUACCGGCCCCUGUGCACCCUCUCCUUCCGCCUUAAUCACGCUGUGGGUGGGAUGGAGCCCUGGGGUUACCACCUGGUUAAUGUGGCCUUCCACGGUGCAGUAACCGUCCUGUUUACCGUCCUGGCUCGCCUGCUGCUGGGAGGAGGGCUGUGGAGCCUUCUGGCAGGACUGCUCUUCGCUUCUCACCCCGUCCACACCGAGGCGGUGGCAGGUGUUGUUGGACGGGCCGACGAGGGUGCUGCUCUGUUCUUCCUGCUGUCUCUGCUGUGUUACAUCCAUCACUGCAGGCUGCGGGGGCCCGAUGGGCCCCUGCGGCUCACAGGGUGGCUCCUGAGCAGUUUGGGAUGUGCGGCCUGCAGCAUGCUGUGGAAGGAGCUGGGAGUCACCGUCCUGGCUGUGUCAGCGUUGUACGAUGUCUGCGUUUUCCACAGACUCAAGCUGCGGCAGAUCGUCACACUCAUCUACAAGAGAAAGAACCUCCCCCUGCUGCUCAGCGUGUUUCUGCUGGCGGCGUGGGGCGUCGUCCUGUUGGCCGCCCGCUUCUACUGGAUGGGCAACAAACCCCCAAACUUCUCCAACUCUGACAACCCGGCAGCCGACGCUCCUUCACUCCUCACCAGGACCCUGACCUUUUUCUACCUGCCUGCUGUGAACUUUUGGCUCCUCCUCUGCCCCAACACGCUCAGCUUUGAUUGGUCGAUGGACGCCUUGCCUCUGGUCAGGAGCCUCUCAGACUGCAGGAACUUUCAAACGGGGGUUUUUUACGCCGCUCUGCUGUUGCUGGCGUGGUUUGGUCUGUGGAAGCAGCAGGCGGUCCAGAACAAGGACGCCAACGGGAAAGCGCAUCACUACGUGAACGGCCGAAACGGAAACAGUAAUGGAUACAGUCAUCAUUGUAACAACACGAGCGGCUCUGAAGAACACGUCAAUAACACCCAAAACGGCACCAAAAAGCCCGGCGAGAGCAGGACUCCUCUGCCCACCACGGAAAACGUGGUGGUGUUCUCUCUGGGCCUGCUGACCAUCCCCUUCCUACCCGCCACCAACCUGUUCUUCUACGUGGGGUUUGUGAUCGCAGAGAGAGUCCUGUACAUCCCCAGCAUGGGCUUCUGCCUGCUGGUGGCGGCGGGGCUGAGGGCGCUGCACAUCCGGCUGCGCCGCAGCUCCUGCAGGAGAGUUCUGGUGUGCAGCAGCGCAGCACUGAUACUACUGUUUGGUAUCAAAACCGUUCUGAGGAACCGCGACUGGCAGAACGAGGAGAUGCUCUACAAGUCAGGGAUCUAUGUCAACCCUGCUAAAGCUUGGGGCAACCUUGGAAAUGUCCUGAAGAGCCAAGGGAAGAUGGAGAGAGCGGAGCAGGCCUACAGAAAUGCUCUGUAUUACCGCAGCAACAUGGCAGACAUGCUGUAUAACCUAGGUUUGCUGCUCCAGGAGAGCAACAAGUUCUCAGAGGCGCUCCACUACUAUAAGCUGGCCAUUGGGAGCCGGCCAACGCUGGCUUCGGCCUACUUGAACACGGGCAUCAUCCUGAUGAACCAGGGUCACACCGACGAAGCCAAGCGCACCUUCCUGACGUGCGCCGACAUCCCGGACGAGAACCUGAAGGACCCGCACGCUCAUAAGACCUCCGUCACCAGCUGCCUGUACAACCUGGGGAAGCUGCUCCAUGAGCAGGGCCAUCAGGAGGAAGCUCUGUCUGUGUUUAAAGAAGCUAUGCAGAAAAUGCCACGACAGUUUGCACCGCAGAGCCUCUACAACAUGAUGGGAGAGGCCUACAUGAGGCUGAACAAGCUGAGCGAAGCCGAGCACUGGUACCGAGAGUCGCUGAGAGCCAAGCCGGACCACAUCCCCGCACACCUCACUUACGGCAAACUCCUGUCCAUGACGGGGCAGAAAGCAGAAGCAGAGAAGUACUUCCUCAAGGCCAUUCAGCUGGAGCCCACGAAAGGCAACUGUUACAUGCAUUAUGGUCAGUUUUUAUUGGAAGAGUCGCGGCUGCUGGAAGCAGCGGAGAUGGCGAAGAAAGCGGCUCGCCUGGACAGCGGGGAGUUUGAUGUGGUGUUCAGCGCGGCCCACAUGCUCAGGCAGGCCAACCUAAACGAGGCGGCGGAGAAGUUCUACGCGCAGGCGGCCGGCCUCAGACCCAACUACCCAGCAGCCUUAAUGAACCUGGGCGCCAUCCUCCACCUCAACGGGAAGCUGCAGGACGCUGAAGCCAAUUACCUGCGAGCGCUGCAGCUGAAGCCGGACGACACCAUCACCCAGUCCAACCUGCGCAAGCUGAGGAACAUCAUGGUGAAGCAGGGCCUGAGGACUACCGGCCCCUGACUUCUGCACGCCAUCUGCACGCCAGACGGCCGGCGAGCUCCGCAAGCGCCUCCGACCUGCAGCGUUCCUCGUCACCACGUGGAGUUUAUGCUUCAACAAUCUUCACGAAGGAUGAACUCAGAGCUGCUUUACUGGUUUAAACGAACGUUCCAUCCAGAAGAUGAAGAAAAUGGAUCAUCUCUAACCCAAUAGUUACUUCAACCGCCCAUCUGCUCUUAGUUUCACAUCCAACGAGUCGCUUUGAUUUGCUGGUGAGAUUACACACACACUUCACAGUGAAGUUCAAAUAAACGAAAGCGCCUGGGAGCUUCCUGCUCUCGGUGAAACGUUUGAAGAAGGGAAUUCGUUAAAUCAUUGCAGGCAAUGAUCAGCUGGAAGCCACAGAAGUCGGAUUUUGUCGGAGUAAAAAAAGAAAAAGUUUCCUUUCAGAAGUGGUGGUUAAGUUAUUAUAGUGUCCAGAAAAUGAUUAAAAAUGAAACUAAACGUUGCUUUGUGGUGCUAAAAAAGGGAUUGAAUGCCUUUAAAAAGGAAACUUGUCAUUUUCUUGACUCAAGGGGCGUCAUGAUGCCGAGUCUCUCGUCCAAUAAUAAUCCAUGACAGCAGCACGACACACGUGUCUAUUCCAACACCUGGCAAGUCUUCAGUUUGUGGAAAAAAAUCCACAAAAACAAGAAAAGUUGUUUUUAUAGACGGGUGAUUCUAGCCGAAUGUUAAAACUUCGCUGAUGCACAACGGAACCAUCAUUUAAGGGAAGCGUGACAUUGUGUUUGUGUCGACUGAAAAUCACACAAAUCUCAGUAGCUGCGUUUCCAUUAGCAUUGGAAUUUCGAUGAUAAAUUCUCUUAAUGGAAACACCACAAUUUCAAAGAAAGUUUUCUAAAAAAAAAAGGUUUUUGCGCUUAGAGGAAGUGGUUUUGGGGGCGUAUCCAAAUAGACAUUUUUCACAACACGGCAAUGAAAACACUUUUGUAAAUAAAUGCUCUUCGUGGUAUGAAGUGUUUUCUCUGAACGCUGCAGAGCGGGCGCCACGACAGCUCAUUAUAAGUUACGCAUCAUACGGAAAUCACGGAGGAGCUGCACCAAGUUUCAUCUUUGCUGCACUUUUCAAGCCGGCAGCCUGAACGAGACGCAGACGUCUCCUUUGAUGAUGAGCGCGAGAGGAUGGAGCUUGUAUUUCCAAACAGGAAAAAAUAAAUAAAUAAAUAAAAAAUCCAGCUGCUCACUUGUUAGAAUGGCAAUUAUUUUAAAAAACGAUUCUCACGCGAUAGGGCUG